GUCAAAUUUAAAACAAAAUGCCCGUAGAGUUAAGUUCAAAAUGCCAGAACUUAGUCCAAGAGAAACAUUAGAAUCAAAGGGUGAUGAAUGUUUCUCCCCAGUACUACAACGUGGUGGCUUAGGAAAAUCAUACCCAAAAAAUGACGAGCUUUUAGAAACAGAGAGUGGCAGUGACUGUGAUAAUGAUCAGCUAAAUGAGAAAACACAACAAAUUCUGGAGGGAGUCAUUGCAUUUGUUGAUGUCAGAUCAAAUCAUGAUAAUAGGUCUGCUGGAGUUGGAAAGGUCCUUGAGAGACUUGGGGCCACAGUUGUCAAGAAAUUAAUCCCAGAAAUCACCCAUGUGGUUUUCUCAAAUGGCUUACAGAGCACACUUAAUCAUGUUGAUAAGUACAAUGCUCAAUUUGUAUCGGUUUUGUGGGUUGACAGCUGUAUGAAAAGCAAUUGCAGGGUAGAUGAGCAUCUUUAUCCUGCCUCAAGGGUUGAUGCGAUCUCUCCUAUGCCAUUGAUGCGGGGCAAGUCAAAGAGACUCAAGUCUAUGCAACCAAAGCCAUUUGAAAAUGGUGUUGACAAUUCUAAGACUGAAAGCAAAAGAAAGAAGAGAAAUUUACCAAAAGACAAGACCAUGGACUCUCCUUUCGCUUAUAUUUCAUUGGAAGAUAUAGAAAUGAAAGAUCUUUCUAAAAAGAUGAAAGAUCAUGAUGCCCAUUUUUAUUCGCCGAUUUCCACGGGGAGUCCGUUUUUCAAUCAGGUGAUGAAGAAGCUUUCUGAAAAAAGAGCAUCAUUAGGAGAGUCUCCAGAGUGUACAAGGAAUCGUACAAGUGCGAAGAAAGAAACUUUGCCGCUCGAACUGGGAAAUGAAGAGCAAGCCCCGAAGAAUAAAGAAGAUCAAUAUGCAGACGAUAAUGUUUUUAAUGUCGAUUCGUGUGCUGGCUUUGAAAAAAUCCCAUACAUGCAAGAUUUUGAACCAGCAUCUGCGGAAAGACAAGCAGCUUGUCGGAAAAUUUACAGUGAAGGAGCAGCAGCAACGGACAAUAGCAAACCUUGUGAACCAGAAGAAGAGGAAGACUGGCCUACACCCUUAGAUUGUGAACCUAUGGACUUGGCUCCCAAACUGGAUAGAGCAGCUGAGGUAUCUGCUGACGAAAUGGAAGAAGACGGUGAUACUCAUGGACUAAAUUACCAUGCUACUAAAAAAGCGACUGAUGAUUGUGUAGGGAAUUCGAAAAAUUUAGAUGUCUGCAGCUAUUCUAAACCAAUAAGGAAGAAAAAGAAAUUGUUAUCUAAAAGUCAGAUGUUGACAUCAAUCUUGAAUUUUUCAAGUAGAAAUAAUGGAGAUGAGAAGGCUAUAGAUGGUGCAGUGACCAGUUCUGAAAGAUUUGAUAAUCAGCAGAGAGAAAAGAAAACACCAACAAAGCGAAAAAGACAGCAAGAAAUAUCUCCAAGAAAAAGGCAGAAAGGAAACAAAGAAAUAAGCAGUAACAAAAAUGAAUUUUUUGAUGAAGAGGUACAAAUAGACAUGAAUGAGAAUGCUGUGCAAAUGGAUACAGAUGCUGAUAACGAUGACAGGCAAUCUGAAGUUGAUGAAGCAAAUUCUGGGGACAAUGUAGAAGAGCGUAAGAAUUCUGAAAAGGAAAGCUAUAAUGGAAAGAAGAAAAGACCUAAAGGAUGCUUGGUCAUGACCAGUUUGCAUUCCAGUCAACAAGAUUUCAUUCGAAAUGCUGUUAAAACUCUUGGCUCCUUUGUGAUCUCCAAAACUGUGAAUUUGUCUACAACCCACGUAAUUUCUGGAAGUGGAAGAAGAACACUGAACAUAUUAAAUGGAAUCGCGCAUGGAUGCUGGAUUCUGUCUCCAAACUGGAUCAACUGCUCAUAUGAUGAAGGCCAUUGGUUGAAUGAAGAAGGUUUCGAACUGGUGGACGUCUUCCAAACAGCUAUGAAAAAUCGGUGCUCUCGAUUAGCAACAGGAAGAAGCUUAUCGAGUGUGCUAUUCGAAAACGAAGAUCCCUUUUACAUCGCUGAGGACACUGUCCCACCUAAAGCUGAGAUUAUAAAACUGAUACGAAAAUGUGGUGGCCAGGUAACAUCAAAUGUUUCGAAGGCAAAAAUAUGCAUCGGGAAGCAUCAACAAACAGAAUUACAUUGCGUUGAAGAGAAAUGGCUUCUUGACUGCAUCAUGAACACAGAAGUCCUUAGCACAGAUGACUACAUUAUCGAGAAGCUGGGGAACACUUAGUCAGGAUUAUCACCCGGACAACACAUGGCUUUUACACCCUCGGACCGUUCGAUGUGACACCAGCAUCAGGAUUCGAAGAGUCUAUCAGAAGACGGGUGACAAGGCUAAGAACAUUGCAAGAAAAGGGUUGUGCUAAGUUGUGCUACAGAAGAACUGAUGCCGAAAAGAGAUCGUCAGCUGGCUAUCCUUACUAUGGCACACUUGACGAAGAAACUCGUAAGCUUGUAAAUAGCUUCCAUCGCAAUCUUUAUUUAAUUGAUUCAUAUCAUGUAUUUUAAACUGAAUUUUUAUUAAUAAAUUUGUUCUCUA
Molecule: messenger RNA, 2542 nt
Organism: Rhopilema esculentum
Lineage: Eukaryota; Metazoa; Cnidaria; Scyphozoa; Rhizostomeae; Rhizostomatidae
Biological process (GO): mitotic cell cycle
Source: RefSeq, a predicted model, not a curated record